AUGUCACACGCUGCAUUUCUCGCAGCUGCUAUUCUUGCAUUUGCCUUUCCUUAUGUUUAUGCCGCCACUUCCGACCAAUGGCGAGGUCGAUCAAUUUAUCAAGUCAUCAUCGACAGAUAUGCUUUGCCCGAAGGUGCUGACCCUAACCAAUGCCCAUCGGGGACCCGUACAUGGUGUGGUGGGACCUGGAAUUCUCUUCGCCAGAAUCUAGACUACAUUCAAGAUGCAGGUUUCACCGCAGUCUGGAUCAGUCCUGUUUCCCAAAACUAUGAAGGUCCGACUACGCCAUAUGGAGACCCCUACCACGGAUACUGGAUUGCGGAUGCUUCUCAACUCAACUCUCGGUUUGGCACGUCUGACGAUCUCAAGGGUCUUUCAGAGGAACUGCAUCGUCGCGGAAUGUACUUGAUGAUUGAUGUCGUUGUUAACGAUGUCAUGGCGACCUCGAUAACCCCCGAUUUAUCUACAUAUAUGUUCAAAGAACAGUCGCAAUACCAUCCAUAUUGUGCCAUAGAUUGGAGUAACACCACUAGCGAGGAACAAUGCUGGUUAGGCGACACCGUCGUUCCUCUUCCUGACCUCAACACGGAAGACCCAACUGUUGUUGCCGGGUUCGGUGACUGGAUUCAGUCCUUGGUUAAGGAAUACAAUAUUGAUGGACUCCGGAUUGAUGGUGAGUGUAGACAUGUCAAUAUCGACUUCUGGCCCGUGUUCUGUGGCAAAGCCGGUGUAUUUUGCAUAGGAGAAGUCUUUGGUUCAGAUAUCGACGACGCUGCUCUCUACCAAGGAUCCAAUGCCCUUGACUCAAUUCUGAACUAUCCCAUGUACACCGCGCUCCUUGAUGCGUUCACCCUUCCUGGGCCACAGAAUAUGAGUGCUGUUGCAGAUAUGAUUGGGCAGGAGGCAGCGAAGUUCAAGGACCCCACACUUCUCGGAAACUUUAUUGAAAAUCAGGACAUUCCUCGUUGGGCGAAUAUCUCUGUCGACCCACAAAGUUUAUACAACGCCAUGGUGUUCAACUUUAUGACUGAUGGCAUACCCAUUGUGUAUUAUGGUCAAGAACAGGGCUUCAGCGGGAACAGCGAUCCUUAUAAUCGCGAGGCAAUGUGGCCUUCGAAAUACGCCAACAGUACAACAUACCAACUCAUAACCACAUUGAAUAAGUUCCGCAAUUUCUUGGUGAAUAACACCCAAUGGGCAACCACGCCGACGCAGGUGCUCACAACAUCACCAUACGGCAUCGCAACCUUGAAAGGGGAUUGUGUCUCCAUCAUGACCAAUAUCGGAUCUCCCCCUCAAAACAUCAGUAUUCCCGUGUAUACCCCGUACCUUGCAAGCGCGUCACUCACCAAUGUGUUGACCUGUGAACAGUGGCCAGUGGGCAGCAAUGGCACCAUCGACGCACAAUAUAGUUUAGGAGGUGUGCCUCUUGUUCUCUAUCCCACUACUCUUCUGCAGGAUUCUGGUCUGUGCGGGAACUCGGACACCACGACAGGUUCGGCCACAUACGUAUCCUCGGCCCUGCGCAUCCAUCGUCCUGUCAUAUCUCUUUUAGCCGUGUUGUCUUCUUUGUUGUUGGGCUUUUUGUCUUCUUUUUGGUGA
This is a messenger RNA of Suillus plorans, 1602 nucleotides long. RefSeq names its product glycoside hydrolase family 13 protein. Gene Ontology annotation, biological process: carbohydrate catabolic process. The record is from RefSeq and is a predicted model, not a curated record. NCBI's taxonomy places the organism in Eukaryota, Fungi, Basidiomycota, Agaricomycetes, Boletales, Suillaceae. The transcript has 15 exons. Gene Ontology annotation, molecular function: alpha-amylase activity; calcium ion binding. The coding region runs from base 1 to 1602 and encodes 533 amino acids.